AUGCUCGGCCCGCCUCCGUCCUGCCCCGCCAACUCCUGUCUGCCCUCCUCUGCCGUGCCACACCUCCCCAGACUGUCCCCUGAAUGCUGCAUGAACCCUGUGGGCUCCGGGCCCCCAGAUACCUCCAUGAGCUACAGACGAGCCUACGCAAGAAUCUUGGCCCGAGCCAGAGGCCAGAACCACCCCCUCCCCACCCCCCGUCACACCUGCCGCCACGAACUCCGAGACCUGGCUGCUCCGAGACCUACUCACCUCUCACCCAUGGCCCAGGUGAAUGUUCAAGAAUAUUGGCUGCGUUCUGUGCAGGCUGGAGCUGGCAGCGGAACUGGCAGCUUCAACAGGGGAGGGAGGCUGAAGAGGGCGGGCCAAUCUGGGUCCUUUCCCAUCAACCAUGAGAGGAGCCCCAGCUCCUACUUCUGGAGGGAAGAGGAGCAGAACUCUUCCCUGAUGGCUGCUGGACAUUCAGGCCGCCGUCGGGCCCCCCGCAGCGGGUGUCGGGGGGGGGGUCGCAGGAGGGCGCGGCCCCCGGCCCGGCGGAUGGGAGCGUUGGAGGCCGAGGCCGGAGCGGUGCCCCCCGACGCCCCCCAGCCCCAGCCCGCCCCCGAGGUCAUGGCCCAGGACCCGGCCCGGCCACCCAGGCGCUUCUUCUCCCCGGAGCCCCCGACCCUGGUCGGGGAUGGGGAUGGGGCCGGAGGGCCGGGCCUGGCGCUGCCCUUCCCGGGGCCCCCGGGCUUCUUCCCUCUGCCGGGACGCCCCCAGCCCCCACCGCAGCCCCCCUUCCCCCUCGACGCCUUCCCCGGCCCGCAGACCUCAGGCGGAGAGGGGGGCUUCCCCGGCCCGCUCUACCCGGGCCUGGGGGUCUCGGGCCGGCUGCAGGCCACGCUCACAAACUACCCUCUGUGGGCCAAGUUCUCCAAACACCAGACCGAGAUGAUCAUCACCAAGCAGGGCCGCCGGAUGUUCCCCUUCCUGAGCUUCAAUGUGACCGGCCUGGACCCCACGGCCCUCUACAGCGUUUGCGUGGACAUCGUCCUCGUGGAUCAGCACCACUGGCGCUACCAGAACGGGAAGUGGGUGCAGUGUGGCAAGGUGGAGGGCAGCACGCCAGGGAACCGCCUCUAUGUCCACCCCGACUCCCCCAACACGGGGGCCCACUGGAUGCGCCAGGAGCUGUCUUUCGGGAAGCUGAAGCUGACCAACAACAAAGGGGCCUCGAGCAACAUGUCCCAGAUGAUUGUGCUUCAGUCGCUGCACAAAUACCAGCCUCGGCUGCACGUGACGGAGAUGAAGGACGGAGAGCCAGAGACCCCCUGCCCCUCGCCCACCUCCCACACCUUCUCCUUCAUCGAGACCCAGUUCAUCGCCGUGACCGCCUACCAGAAUGCCGAGAUCACGCAGCUCAAAAUCGACAACAAUCCCUUCGCCAAAGGUUUCCGGGAGAACUACGAUAUGAUGUUCAGCGCUCCCGUCGAGGCCGACGCCCCCUCCCCGCCUGACGUCUCCGGCUGCCAGCCGAUGCCCGGGAGCCGCUUCCAGCCCUUCUUGCCCGAUCAGUAUUCGAUGCCCGCCUCCAGCCGCUUCUUCGCCGAGCCCCCACUGCGGCCGGGGAGCGGGCAGCCCAGGGAAGGGGCCCCCGCCCGCUGGUACUUCCCCCCGCCGCCGCCCGCCGGCCCCAUGGACUUUCCCGCCUACGAAGCCGACUUCCCCGGCCCGAAGCUGCUGCCCUACAGCAUGAAGCCAUUCGUGCCCUCCUCGUCGACAUCCUCCCUGCCUUUCUACCAGGACCCGCUGGGCGCGGGGGGCGGUUGGGCCGGCCUCCAGUACCCCCCGACGCCCACGCCGCCCUCGCCCUGGUUUCGGCCCAUGCGGGCGGGCCCGCCGGCCCAAGGGGCGGAGGAGAAGGGGGUGGAGGGAGAGGGCUCGCCCCCAGUCUGGACUGAAAUCGCCUCCGUGGCCUCCGACUCGGCCGACUCGGGCCUGUACGAGCAGGAGGGCAAGCGGCGGCGUCUCUCCCCCUACGACUCCAGCACUGACGGCUCCCCGCCCUCCGGCCGCCCCGUCGAUGCCUACGACAAAGAGGCGGACCCCGGCUACUUCGGUUACUACGGCAACUGACUGACCGGGUGGAGUGGGGAAGGAAGGUGCUGGUCCUGGACAGCAGGCAGCCGGUCCUGCCCCGGCCCGGCCUCGUCCCGAAGUGACUCUCAAUUCCCUCUUCCUUCUUCGAAGGGUUUUUAAGGGGGGAGGGGUGUAGCUUCUACCCCCCUCCCACCCGGGCUUCCCGCCCCAGGAGCUAGCAGUCCCCAGCACUGGGCCUUGGGGCUGGGAGGCUAGCAGGGGCCUGGGUCUCUGUUCUUAAUUAAGAGGAAAAGAUAUUUAUUAGAUCGGGGCCCGGUGUCCUCUGAU
Molecule: messenger RNA, 2406 nt
Organism: Tachyglossus aculeatus (Australian echidna)
Lineage: Eukaryota; Metazoa; Chordata; Mammalia; Monotremata; Tachyglossidae
Gene: TBX21
Product: T-box transcription factor 21
Exons: 11
Coding region: 1-2115 (704 amino acids)
Biological process (GO): cell fate specification; regulation of transcription by RNA polymerase II; lymphocyte migration
Cellular component (GO): nucleus
Molecular function (GO): DNA-binding transcription factor activity, RNA polymerase II-specific; RNA polymerase II cis-regulatory region sequence-specific DNA binding
Source: RefSeq, a predicted model, not a curated record